CUCGCAACAGCCAGCUACGCGCCUUUGCACACGGAGCUUGUCGCCCAUCUUCUUAUCCGCAAGCCCUUCCGCCAUUGCAACAACGCCAGUGAUCCGCGCGUCCGAAAUCGCGUGUCGUUGCGAUAGUUGCACCCUCUCGUAUUAAAGUCGCAGCUAUCCUGCUCGCACGUGUAACCACCCUGCAGCCGCACAGUCGCGUUUGCAGUGUUCCAAACACCUGUUCGAGCCCAGCCAAACAACCAGCGAACCCUUCUCAGCGCUGUACGAACCGUCUUGCCAUUGUAUGCAUUGACCGCUCGUCGCGCGUGCACUGUCCAGACCUGACGGCGUCGCUGAGACUGACCACUUGGACCCUCCCCUCCAGGUUGAACCCGACAGCGUUUCGAAACAGUGGCUCGUCUCCUAUUUCUGUGAUACAUCAGCAGCCAUGGAGUCUGAACGUUCCGUUUCCACCACCUUACCAAGGAACUUCAUGUUCCACUACCGUGACGGCCCUGCUCCACAAACACCAGAGCCAGAGCCGCAACCAGAGCAACUGCAGCCACCGCCGCCGCCCCGCCAAGUCCUCAAGGUCCGCCGCCGCCGUGCCACCAUGGUCAUGAACCCCGACGACAUGGACGCAGUCAUGCAUCAACAACCCAUUCCCACUAUUGAAGCGCCGGAAAUCAUGUCGGAAACCCCGAGUGAGCUGCCAUCCUACUCUCUGUCUCAGGACGACGCCUUUCUGUCUCCAGGCUUCAGCUAUACUCGUAUGAUCUCUCCGCCAAAGACUCCUGCUCACCAAGUGAGAACCAUCAGCCACUACGAAGGACCCCAAGACUGGUCGGACGUUCCACACGUCAGCCAGAGUGAGACCUCUAGUAGACCCACCUCAUCAUCCGGCUUCUCUGAUUCGUCUCUUUCGUCUUGUGACAGCAUUGGAUCCUUCAUGUCAAGAAGCGGCAGCUGCACAAGCCUAGAAGAUGAAUCGUCUGAUCCAUUCUCCUUCUGCCCGCCACUACCGCAAAUUCAACGGCCGGUCUCGCCAUUGAUGAACCAACAGCCAACACGCUCUGCCAAGAAGCUGAAGCUAAGGGCCAACUUCACAGAGGAAAUGGACUACCACCUGUGGAUGACUUACAUGAAUUACCUGCAGGACCCCACAGUGACGCCCUUCAAAGCUCUUCCGAGCACUACACCACCGAAUGGUGUAUGUCACCGCGUGGCGAGGAUGGCUCGAAAGACUUGGAAGGGCCCAAGGCAGGCCCGCGUUGGCGGACUCCGUGUACAGACUCAACUUGGCCAGUACGCUGGUACUCCAAAUGCCAUGAAGACGACCAAGAGUGGCAAGUCCUUCGUGCGGUACCCUACUGAGAAGCAAUGCCGAAAGCGUCUGCGAGAUUUGGCCAAACAGAAACCUACCUUGUCUGCACACUACCAGCGUCUCCUCCAUCGAUCACCCUCACCGCUUCAAUCCUCUCCGCCUCCAGAGGAACCGCCGUCGCAACCGUCGCAAUCAUCGUCGUCUUCGGUGCCGCAACAACCUUUGUCUUCGCCUUUCUCUCAGGGAUCGACGACCUUCUCGACCCGUGACAUGAACCUCUCGCUAGCAACCAGUACUGCUGCAUCGAUGCAGUUGGGCAACCCACUGUCACAACUCACCAAGGAUAUUACGCCACGACCGACAGCGAGGACAUGGUCAAGUGCCCGAUCUUCUGCUCAUCAGAAGUCGCAGUCGCUCCAUAUCGGGCUCGGCCUUGGGCUAGGCACUGCACUAGGCUCUCCCUUCCACGCAAAGCUCGAGGCCAACAAGCUCAGCAUGAGCCAGAAUAGCGCACGUACUUGGCACGCAUCAUCGACGUCUCAGCCACCACGUCUAGGCUCUCCUUUCCAGCUACACGCACCACGACCAAAGUCCAAGGUGUUCAAGCGCCGUGCCCUUCACAGCAGCUUCGAAGGGAGGGUGCGUAACCGAGGAGAAAGCUUCGUCAACGAGAUCUUUGGAGCUCCAGCAGAAUCGAGCCACCGCGGUGUCAGGAACCGUGGCUUCAGCCUGGGCGACAUGACUGAAGGAGCACGACGCCUUCCUCUAGCCAACGACCCUUCGGGCUUCAACCCAUUUGCAGACUCUCGUUCUGCGCUGCCGAGUCCACACUCACCCGCGGUGGCAAAUGAUGUGCUCGGUCAAUCUACUGCUCGCCUAGGUUCACCAUUUGUCAGCCGGUCAAACAACAUGUUCCCUCGACCGACCAUGUCGCACAGCUUCGAGGCUCCCGCAUCGUUUGAGCAACGGUUUGCCGGUAUGCCUAGUGAUGCUACCCGCUUACAGCGGCCGUAGGGUUCGACGACGAUUUCUUCCAGUUUGUUAGUGUGGUCAAGCACAACGACUGCAUCAUUGGCGUUACGACGGUCAGCCUCUUGUGCUGUGGCAGAAUAUACUUGCCAAUCUGCUCAGGAUGGCGA
Messenger RNA from Bipolaris sorokiniana ND90Pr, 2442 nucleotides. RefSeq lists its product as uncharacterized. Lineage: Eukaryota; Fungi; Ascomycota; Dothideomycetes; Pleosporales; Pleosporaceae. The transcript has a single exon. The coding region runs from base 428 to 2317 and encodes 629 amino acids. The record is from RefSeq and is a predicted model, not a curated record.